Molecule: messenger RNA, 459 nt
Organism: Geodia barretti
Lineage: Eukaryota; Metazoa; Porifera; Demospongiae; Tetractinellida; Geodiidae
Source: the annotation of a GenBank genome assembly
CGCCCCUUCAAUCGCGACGUGGGGAUCGUGCCGAGCCUUGAUGAUACCUACAAGAUACUGACCAGGAGGAGUGGUAAGGUUUGGAGAAAUUACUGUUCGUUGUUGUGGUUCGUCACUGUCGGUAUGCUAAUCAGCCCCGCUUCUGCACAAGGGAAUGAUACAAUAAUAUCCACCGGUGCAAUUGCUGGAAUAGCUGUAUCUGCUGCUUUAGUUGUGUCUAUUGUGGCUAUUGUCGUUGUUAUUGUUGUGUGUAUUGGUAAGUUGAGAGGAGAGAUGAUGCAUGGGAAAAGUUCUCUUGUCAUUUUUUUAAAUUGUCUAUAGCAAGACCAGUGAAAUUGUAGUAAUGAACCCUCUAGGCAGAUAGCAUAAUUAUGGGAAUGGAUCCAGAGAAGUGUCCAUGUCUCAAAAAAGGUGGUACUACUGAAAAGAGAGAUCGCGAGCGCCCAAUUUAUCGAGGUA